Molecule: messenger RNA, 5941 nt
Organism: Physcomitrium patens
Lineage: Eukaryota; Viridiplantae; Streptophyta; Bryopsida; Funariales; Funariaceae
Product: squamosa promoter-binding-like protein 1
Cellular component (GO): nucleus
Molecular function (GO): protein binding; DNA binding
Source: RefSeq, a predicted model, not a curated record
AUGCGCAGUCCGUUGGUGCAUCAUUGCUGCCACCCCUUUGUUCUACUUACUGCGUGCCCAUCGCACCCUUCCUUCCAUCGCCAACAACGCCGCGAAUCCGCACCAGUGGCGGGGGGUUCGAAAAAAGUGGAGAGUGUUGAAUGACACGCUGUUCCUAGAGAGAGAGAGUCUAGUAAUCAUCGUACACGGAGAUGUGUGUGUGUGCGUGUUUGUGUGUGUCUCUCCCUCUGUGAGUGAGUGCGGCGUCCAAGCGUUUGAUGCGUAGAUGUGGCAGAAUCAGAGGACGGGAAAGACACACGCGGUUUGAGCGGGGGAGGGGACUUCUGAGGUUGGGUGGUCCUCCACGCUAAGUUGGGCAGGUGUCCGUGCACUACAGUGGUGCUUGGGGUGGUAGAGAGCAAUUUUGGCAUGGGGUGGCGGGACCCUGGUGGAGAGGAAGAGGAAGUACAACAGCAGAUCAUCAGGGUUGGAUCCACUUUAUUUGCGGGGAGCAAGGUUGUGGUGAGGGUUUUGUGUGGGAAGUGAAAGGCGCGGGAGGGAAAGGGCUUGCUGAACAGCUGGCGCCGGGGCAGGUGACGCUGGUGCAGAAGCAAAUGUGUUAAUGGCGCACUAAAUACAGGAUUUGAGGAAGUUUUGGUGUCGUGUAGCAUCUCAAGACGGAACAGGGCAGGGGAGACACGAGCCAUGGUUCGGAUUUCGAGUUAAGCGGCGUAGGGAUGCUGACUAUGGUUGGAAUCGGCCGGGUUUGCAUACCUGCUUACACCUCGGAAGCGCGUGUACUGCGCAGCUGCGAGUUUAUUUAGUUUGUCUGCAGCGAGUGUGUGAGAUGUAGUCGCGGACGAUCUUCUGGCUGCGAGGGUUUGGCUACCGGGUGUGCGGUAGGAGUGAUUUCGCUGAACUUUCUCCUCAGUUUAGGACGAGGCUACUUGGGUGAGGAUCCGGCGGCGAUUAAUUUGUUGUGUAUGUGAAAUUCCACACAAGGAAGGUGGCGCUGAUAAUCUAGAGUGUAAACCUCGUUACUUGGGGGAACAUGGCCGGAAGAUGGAGAAAUAACAGUGUGUAUGCUAGCUUUUGCGAUUUUCUUUAGGGUGCUACCUGCGCAGGUAGCAUACGCAAAUUUUCUAGACGUGUACUUGAACAGAUUUAGAGCACGAAAGAACAGAAAAUGGUCCUUGCUAUUCCGUAGUCACUUUUGAGAAUUUGUUUCUGCUGGGACCUAAGGACUUGGUCGCUUCAGGUUUCAGGGUAUUAGAUACUUGCUUCUGCUGAAGUCUUCAAUGGAGCGGCAUGUGGGGCAGAUAAGCGUGGAGGGUCUCCCCUUCAUACAACAUCAAUUCUUUCCUGGAGGAGGAGGGAUUCCACAGUUGCAUCCAAAUGGUAGAGGUGUGUCUGCUGUUGACCGUAGUUCAGAGUUACCGUGGUCUACGGGGCAAACUGGGUCAAACUGGAAUUAUUGCGGCUUAUCAGAUAAUGCUGAGAGAGCAAUACACAGGGAUGACUGGAAUGCAAACUCGUGGCGUUUAGAUGGCUACACACUCAAUGCUCAGCGAGUUAGUAGAGCUCCAGAUGGGACAGGUUCUGAAUCAUCCAAAAAUCUUACAAGUGGUGAGAAUGAGCACCGAAGCAGAGGUGCUGAUUUGGGCCUACAGUUGGAUAUAAGAGCUGCCGGCACUCCUGAGGCCAAUCAUCCAGUAAUCCAUAUUGAUGAUGACGAGAGUGAGGUACAGGGUCAAUCGCUUUUCGGACGACAUACCCCGUCUCCCCCGUCAAAUGAACCGAAUCCUUACAAUAGGGGAAAUGAUUCUCCAGAAGACGACGGUCCUCUCAGUCUGAAGUUGGGGGGGAGUUCUUAUGCAUACGUGGAGAAUGGGGCUGGGAAGCGUCCCCGUUCUUCUUCACCCCCUUCUCAAAUUCCUACCUGUCAGGUGGAUGGUUGUACUGCAGAUCUUAGCAAAGCUAAAGAUUAUCACAGGCGCCACAAGGUUUGCGAGACGCACUCGAAAGCAUCAACAGCACAGGUUUCUCGGGUGACGCAGCGCUUCUGCCAGCAGUGUAGCAGAUUUCAUGCGCUGGACCAGUUUGAUGAAGGCAAACGAAGCUGUAGGAGGCGUUUGGCAGGUCACAACAAGCGACGGAGGAAAACACAACCUGAUGCACCGGCACCAAGAGUUGAGGAUCAAGCGGGUGUUAAUAAUACCGACAUCAUGACUCUUUUAGGUCUUCUUUCGCAAUUGAAAGGGCCUCUAGAUCAAGCAAGUGCCGCAACAAGCGAACGUGAUAUUCUUUUGCAGUGCCUGAGACAAGCGGGGAACUUGAACCUACCCAACUCUUCACUCGAGGGACUAUCAAGAGCUCCACCUUCGUGGAGUCAAUUAACUCGCAACUCUGAUCCCGCUCAACCUCCAAUUGAUCCUAGACUUCUCGCAGCCCAGCUUGCUGCACAUGCUCCUCCAGCGACACUGCCUCAACAGGAUGCUAUUACAAUGCUGUUGCAGAAUAAUCUGAAGCAAGCUGCGCGGAUUGCGCAGGAGAACAUGUAUAAUCGUGUGGGAUUUAAUGGGAACAUGAAUGGUGUUCCCUCCCCAUAUGCAGCAUUAAAUGCGGACGCAUCGGCCAGUUAUGGAGUUCCACAAGUCAACAAUGAGCGCACCUCUUCAGCAGCUGGGUUCUCACUACCUCUCUCUGUGAGAGUUCCUGGUAGUGUGCCUGGGAAUGUAGUCCCUGCGCAAUUGUUGGCAAGUGUUGCCCUCUCGUUGCAGCAAAGUUUGGCAGCCCAAACAGCUAGUCAGGAUAACCACCUGGCAGCUAAUGGGUAUGGCACAUCAUUACCAACAGCACAUAGAGGAAAUCCUGAUCAAUCUCCAGUCGAUACGAGGAACUUCCCACAUCAAAGAUUUGCCAGGCAUGAGGAUAAUGAUGCAACUGUUCAUUCCCAAGUAGGCAUGCAGCGACAGGCAUCGCAGAGUGGCGCCUCACACUUUCACAAGCGGCCAUUCUUGGAAUCGCAAAAGUCGCAGCCUCCCUUGCAGAGGCCGUCAAUAGACUUACAACAGCCUCUUCCAUCAGAGCAGUGCAGUGACACCUCAGAAACGGGUUCGGGUUCUGGCUCAGGGUCAGGGUCAGGGUCAGGUUCAGGUUCCGGGCACCAGUCGCCAGGCACUCCGAACAGGGAGUCCGAGCACAAUCGCAUUUCUUUUAAGCUCUUCAAUAAACAUCCUACUCAAUUCCCCGACGGACUUCGAAGUAAGAUAAAUGAAUGGUUAUCACACCGACCCACAGAUAUGGAGGGCUUCAUCAGGCCUGGUUGCAUCAUUCUAACAAUUUUUUUAUCCAUGCCCAAGUUUGCAUGGGCCGAGUUGAUCAGUGACCUGCCUGGAAGUUUACAGCGACUUCUUAGCACUGGUUGUGAGUUUUGGUGCACUGGGCGCAUGCUAGUGCAAGUUGAACAGCAAACAGUUUUAGUUGAAGACGGUGAAAUCGUAGCGUGCAAGACAUCCGAUCCCUUUGAAAGUCCUUACUUGUUGUCAGUACGGCCUCUUGCUGUCGUCCCUGGUCAACAGAAUCGUUUGAUUGUGAAGGGGUUUAAUCUUACAACAGCUGCGACUAGGUUAUUGUGCGCUUUCAGAGGACAGUAUUUCUCUGCGGAAGUUCAUCAUCAGCAUCAUUCAGAUGUUGAGUCGGUGGCUUCUGUUGAUGAAACUGAAGACACAGAUGAUACAUUGGACCGAUUGGUAGAAAAUGACACCGUUAGUGGAUAUGAAAAGAAUGCGUCGCUGGAUUUGGUAGAUGGUGAAUCCUCUAUAGAUGAUGUAUCUUACAGGCCAUCAUCUUCUAGUGCCGUUCCUGAAGCAUCUGAAGUUGCUAGAGUUUCAGUAAAUGACACAGACGCAUCCGAACAGGAGGAUUCAGCCGAAGGCGGAGAGGUUGCUGAUAACGACAUAAAUUUUGAUUAUUACUCACGUAGUAGUGUUAGUACAAGUUUGUUUAGCUCGCAGGCUAUUUGUGAUCUUGAUACCAGCGUAUUACCAUCCGCAAUGCCAGCUGGAGGUUUCGGUCGGUGUUUUAUUGAGGUGGAUCAAGACUCUUUGGUAGGGAACUGGAAACCAGUAAUUGUUGCAGAUAAACCAGUGGCUGCAGAGAUUUGUACACUUGAAGACGAGAUUGAAAUGGCUGCCGGAUUUGCCGAAAUACGUGCUAAGCAAUACGGGCUUGAUCCAUCUCUUGUUUUAUAUUGUACGGCAUUGGCCAGGCUUGCAGAGGAAGAAGAUGUCACCCAGUUUUUGAACGAGCUGGGGUGGUUCUUUCAAAGAAGUUAUUAUGGGAAUCUCAACUUUUCUUUACCAACAACUCAGGCGUCUUUCACUAAGCUCGAGCAGCUUUUGGUCUUUUCUGUGGAACGUAACUGGUGUGCAGUAGUACGCAAGCUGUUAGACAUUGCUUUUGAAACUGGUGACUGGGAAGCAACGUUUAUGGUUCUUUCUGAAAUGUCACAAGAAGGGAGUAGCUUACUUCACCGGGCUGUUCGGAAUAAAAAACGUCCAAUGGUAGAGCUAUUGCUUGGAUUUGCCCCUUCAUUCCUCGCUGGAAUAAAUGAUUCAGACGUGGAAAGCUUCAAACGGAAGCUUGAGUUUCGGUUGAAAUGGAGCUCGAUAUAUAAGCCUGAUAUGCGAGGACCUGGGGGUCUCACUCCCCUUCACAUUGCAGCUAGUAUACAUGGCGCAGAAGACAUUGUCGAUGCUUUGACCACCGGUCCUUCUCAGGAUGCUCUGCAUGCUUGGUUACACAAAAAGGAUGAUUCUGGAGCAACUCCUCUCGACCUUGCGAAAGCAGGAGGUAACAUGAAGUCUGUACAAGUUGUAAGAGCAAAGCUUGCAAAAAUAGAGAAUCCGGACAGCAUUGCCAUAGAUAUUGCGGCUGGUUGGGAUCAUCGCAGAGCUGAAUCAAUUGUUCAAGCGAUGGAGUUGUCUCAGAGACGAGCCAGUGAAGGCAUUGGAGCUACCAGGUCCGAUGAGACACCUGUUUGUAGAGAGGUGGACUUUGCUAGACUACCUCGGGAUGUAUGUGGCGUUAAGGGUGCCAUGUACAGGCCGUUCUUGGUUAGCAUCAUGGGGAUCGCAUGUAUAUGUGUAUGUGUUUGCCUGCUUUUGAGGGGACCUCAGAAUGUGCUACCUCUCUUCACUUGGUCGGGGUUGGAGCAAGGGAAAGAAUAAACCGUACAGGGGUCUUAGUGUAGCCUUCACUCAGGCGAUGCAUUUCGAAAAGGAGUGAUGAUUCGCUGCAAGUCGCCUCGUCUUUUUCCAAGCCGCAUACUUCUGAAUGAUUCGAUAGCCUCCUUCCUCGGCAGACAGUUUUGCAGUUCGUGAGAUAGUCAUUCCAUUUUGGCAUCUUUGAAGACUGUGAACUGGAUGGCUCUGUAAGACUAACAAUGAAUUGCUUCCGUCUACUCUGCGAGCUCUGGUGGACGAACCUGUGACAUGGUCCUUUUGAAGCACACUGUGGGUACGACUUGAGCUGUCGGGAACCAUCACCUCACGAGCAGUAAGCCAUGUUUCUGAUCAACAUGCUGCCGAAGUUCCAGUGGGCGCUCUGUUACAAGCGGCAUUCCUUGACGAUUUUAUGCUGAAAUAGUGUGUUGGCAGAGUUCUUUACUUGCAUUGUGAUGUAAACUCAUGCACAAGAUGGUAUUCUGUAGUCAGCGCCGUUUAUUGACCCCUCUACUGUAAUAGUUAAGAUUUUAGACAUGCCCUCGAACCAGAGGGAGGAACUUCAUGAAGGGUGCUGAUUAUUUUGUAAAGAUAGCAACAUUAUUCAUAGUACAAUUUCUUGCAAGCGAAUCCGAAUGAAAACAAACAUGUUUUUCAUUAACAUGUGAAUUUCAUCAAAAAAAUUCGGUACGCAAGCAUAAUCUGGGGGAAAUGGGAUUUCCGGACUUUCUUCACAA